GAUGACAAGGGAGAUCGAAAUGCAGGAGAUGGAUUGGGCGGCUUUUCCGAAGCCCUCGGAAGAGAUGCAAAGCAGGUGGCUCUUGCAGCCCUCUACAAUGCUCAAGAAGAAGACAAAUGCAAGGAAAAAAGCUUAUGCAUGGUCUCUCGUCGUACUGACUGGCGUGCUAGCGGUUCUUGGGUUUUCCAUGAUGAUGAUCAGAGCUCUCACGCAUCGCCACCACCACCAACAACAACAGACACCUGAAAUCUACAGCAGUGCGCUUCACGCUGGACUUAAGUUCUUCAACAGGCGCGCCACUGGGCACUUGCCCGACGGAAACAACGUUACGUGGAGAGGGGAUUCUUGUGUCCAAGACGGGAAGUAUCCGGGGAGCACCUACAGAAACUUGUCUGGAGGUUAUUACGAUGGUGGUGACGCAAUAAAAUCAAACUUCAAAAUGUCUUUUGCGAUGACCAUGUUGAGCUGGAGUGUCAUUGAAUAUCAUUCCAAGUAUGAAGCAGUUGGAGAACUCAGCCACGUUGAAGGGCUUAUCAAAUGGGGAACAGACUACUUCCUAAACACUUUCGACUCUAGUGCUGAUAUUGUCAAUGAAAUGGUGUUACAGGAAAAAAAAAGAUUCUUACUCCUUCCGGGACAACCUUUGCAUAUAGUUACUUUUUUUCCCUUUUCCUUUAAACAGGUCGGAGAUGAAGGAACUGAGAGCUACUGUUGGAUGAGGCCUGAGGACACUGAUUACAAAAGACAUUUACAUGUCUGUUUCGGUGACUGUCCCAAUCUUGCUGCAGAAAUGGCGGCUGCACUGGCUUCAGCAUCCAUCGUUUUCAGUGAAAACGUAGCAUAUUCCCAAAAGCUUAUUCAAGGUGCCAAGAUUCUAUAUAAGUAUGCAGAGUCAUCUAUGAAAGGCAUUAGUAGUAACACAGACUCAAGCUCUUCCUGGGACGAGCUUUUAUGGAGUGGGACUUGGCUCUAUUAUGCUACUGGGGAUGUAAGUUACCUUGAUAGGGUAACAACUCUUGCACUGGACGAUCGUUCUGACUCUUUUUCGAGUGACCCUGGCGUGUUCAGUUGGAACACAAAGCUAGCCGGAGCUCAGCUGCUGUUGACACGGCUGAGGCUAUUUUUGAGCCCUGGAUAUCCAUCUGAAGAAGUUUUGAGAAAAUUUCAUGAUCAAAUCGGCAUUGUAAUGUGCUCUUACUUACCUUCUUUCAACAAGUUCAAUAGAACCAAAGGAGGUCUGAUCCAGUUAAACCAUGCAGGUCCACAGCCCCUGCAAUAUGCUGCAAAUGCGGCUUUCCUAGCGGCGCUAUACAGCGAUUAUCUAGAUGCUUCUGAUACUCGUGGAUGGACAUGUGGGCCUAAUUUCUACUUUGCUUAUGUACUACGCGACUUCUCUCGAUCACAAAUUGACUACAUUCUCGGUAAAAACCCACGGAACAUUAGCUACGUCGUGGGUUUUGGGGAGCGAUACCCUAAACGGGUACAGCAUAGAGGAGCUUCAAUUCCAAAAGACCGGAAAGAGAGUUGCGAAGGAGGAUGGAAAUGGAGAGAAAGCUCAAAGGAAAACCCAAAUGUGGUUGAAGGAGCAAUGGUCGCUGGACCCGACGGACAUGAUGGGUUUCGUGAUGAUCGUACGAACCCAAACUAUACAGAGCCGACCCUGACCGGAAAUGCGGUUCUCGUUGCCGCUCUCGUUGCCUUAUCAGGAGACAAAAACAUGUUUGAAAAGAACCGUAUUUUCUAUGCAGUUCCUCCAUUGUUCCCCGACGCUCCUCCUCCUCCAGCACCUUGGACCCCAUAGGGAAUGUUUUGUCUACC
Raphanus sativus (radish) is the source of this 1818-nucleotide messenger RNA. Its product is annotated as endoglucanase 25-like. Bases 2 to 1801 code for a protein of 599 amino acids. Lineage: Eukaryota; Viridiplantae; Streptophyta; Magnoliopsida; Brassicales; Brassicaceae. The transcript is spliced from 6 exons. Gene Ontology annotation, biological process: carbohydrate metabolic process. The record is from RefSeq and is a predicted model, not a curated record. Gene Ontology annotation, molecular function: hydrolase activity, hydrolyzing O-glycosyl compounds.